Messenger RNA from Vavraia culicis subsp. floridensis, 867 nucleotides. RefSeq lists its product as uncharacterized. Lineage: Eukaryota; Fungi; Microsporidia; Pleistophoridae. The record is from RefSeq and is a predicted model, not a curated record. The coding region runs from base 1 to 867 and encodes 288 amino acids. Gene Ontology annotation, biological process: iron-sulfur cluster assembly. Gene Ontology annotation, molecular function: ATP-dependent FeS chaperone activity; iron-sulfur cluster binding; ATP binding. Gene Ontology annotation, cellular component: cytosol. The transcript has a single exon.
AUGCCAGAGCGGAACCCCAUGUCACAGUGCCCAGGAAUACAUUCUGACAGUGCAGGACAGGCACCAGCAUGUGCAUCCUGUCCCAACAGCACGUACUGCCAGCAGAAGACCGAUAAUACGCACAUUCACAAAUCUCAAAUUGCCCGAAACGUGGAUGGAAAGAAAAUAUUGGCCGUAAUGAGCGGAAAGGGAGGAGUCGGUAAGAGUACAGUGUGCAUGAUGAUAGCGAACGCACUGAAGAGCUGCUGUGUGCUUGACUUCGAUGUAAGCGGACCGUCCAUUGCAAAGAUGAGCGGCACAGAAGAUGAAAUCAUAACGAAUGUACGGGACAAGUUCGUGCCCGUGCGCGUGAAAGGCACAGAUAUGGGUGUUGUGAGCGCGUAUCACGCCAAUGAUGGCAAUUGCUUGGAGUACUUGGAUGACUCAUCCUUCGUAAAUGAGUUUUUGCUUGAUGUGCUCAGGAACUGCGAUUUUACCGCCUACACGUACAUCGUGAUUGACACGCCGCCGGGUAUCACAGACGAGCACCUGUUCAUUUCCAACUAUCUUAAAAUGUCGUGCGUGCUCGUAACAACGCCGAGCGUGCUCUCCAUGAAUGAUCUUGCAAGACAAAUCGAUUUCUGUGAGAAGGCACGGAUUGGCGUGCUGGGAGUGAUCGAGAAUAUGAAAGAAUUUGUGUGUGAAUGUGGGUGCAGAGUGCCUAUGGGCACACUCAGCGUGGAAACGGAAUGCAUGGCGAGAAAUAUACGAUAUUUGGGCGGCAUGGAGUGUACAAAGAUGGUGGGUAUGCAUGCUGAUAGUGGUUUGAUCUAUGACGGUCUGUUCACGGAUAUCGCGCAGAAUAUUCGGGCUGAGCUGGGUGAAUGA